GUUUGAUUACCAUGUCGUCUCUACUUCGUAACUACAGGUUUGCAGCCUCGUCAGCUCGACGAAAUACUUUCACACUACAUAAAUCCCUCAGAGCUGUGUCAUCUGAGUCAAGCGGUACUUCCUCAAUACAGAAUACAGAGAAAGUCGAAACGUCCGUCACCACACCUACUCCUGCUCGAGAUGUCAUGGUAGCAGAUGUUGUUAGUGGAGCUCCUGGUGAACUUCGCCAUCGUCAGGUCCGUAUUUACAAGCCGACACGCAAUACCAUGCAGAGCGGUUCUGGCAAGUCCAAUAGGUGGAGAAUAGAUUUUGAGAUUCUGCAAGGAGGUGGACGAUGGGAACACCAGCUGAUGGGAUGGGCCAGUUCAGCCGAUUACAUGCAAGGAACUCGCAUGUCCUUCCGUUCCAAAGAGGAUGCCAUGCAUUUUGCUGAGAAGCAAGGUUGGGAUUACUAUGUGCAACCUGAACCUGUUGAGCGGAUUCCACCCAAGAACUACAGCGAAAACUAUCUAUAUUCACCCAACAAGCUUCGCAUCUGCAAGACAAAGUAGAAUAGAAUUGUUAGAAUUAAGUACUGUUCAAUAUCUUAUUGUGCGCACGAGUUAUUGUCCGAG
Marasmius oreades (fairy-ring Marasmius) is the source of this 614-nucleotide messenger RNA. RefSeq lists its product as uncharacterized. The record is from RefSeq and is a predicted model, not a curated record. The coding region runs from base 12 to 551 and encodes 179 amino acids. NCBI's taxonomy places the organism in Eukaryota, Fungi, Basidiomycota, Agaricomycetes, Agaricales, Marasmiaceae. The transcript has 5 exons. Gene Ontology annotation, biological process: electron transport chain.